Messenger RNA from Cinclus cinclus, 6176 nucleotides. It is a transcript of the gene FANCM, whose product is annotated as FA complementation group M. Gene Ontology annotation, molecular function: four-way junction helicase activity; four-way junction DNA binding; 3'-5' DNA helicase activity. The coding region runs from base 109 to 6156 and encodes 2015 amino acids. NCBI's taxonomy places the organism in Eukaryota, Metazoa, Chordata, Aves, Passeriformes, Cinclidae. The transcript has 24 exons. Gene Ontology annotation, biological process: double-strand break repair via synthesis-dependent strand annealing; interstrand cross-link repair; replication fork reversal. The record is from RefSeq and is a predicted model, not a curated record.
GGGCCGGGCCGGGCCGGGCCGGGCCGGGAGGCCGCUCCCCGUCCCUCUCGGCGGCGAUUUCAAGCGGCGGCCUUGAGGCAGGGCUAAGAUGGCGGCGCGCGGGGCAGGAUGAGGGGCGGCCGGCAGCGAACUCUGCCUCAGGUGUGGCGGGCGGCCGGCGGCGGAGCCGAGCUCAGGGACGCGGGCCGCGAAAGCGAUGAUGAACUGCUGCUGGCGGCCGCGGCCGCGGCAGACCCCGGCCCGGUGCAGGGCUUCAGCGAGGCGGCGGGCUCCAUCUGGAUCUACCCCACCAACCUGCCGGUGCGCCCGUACCAGGAGCGCAUGGCCGGGGCCGCGCUGCUGGCCAACACCCUCGUGUGCCUGCCCACCGGGCUGGGCAAGACUUUCGUGGCCGCCGUGGUCAUGUACAACUUCUACCGCUGGUUCCCCUCGGGGAAGGUGCUGUUCCUCGCCCCCACGAAGCCGCUGGUGGCUCAGCAGAUGGAGGCGUGCGGCCGCGUCAUGGGCAUCCCGGGCCGGGACAUGGCCGAGAUGACAGGAGGAACCCAGGCUCUGGGCCGCCGGGAGCUGUGGAGUACCAAGAGAGUGUUUUUCCUCACACCUCAGAUCAUGGUCAAUGACCUCUCUCGUGGGACCUGUCCCGCUGUGGAGAUCAAAUGUCUGGUUAUUGAUGAAGCCCACAAAGCCCUUGGCAAUCAUGCCUACUGCCAGGUUGUGAGGGAACUGAGCAAAUACACAAAGCAAUUCCGGGUCCUGGCCCUGAGUGCCACCCCAGGCAGUGACACCAAGGCUGUGCAACAAGUUAUCUCCAACUUGCUGAUUGCUCAGAUAGAGAUGUGUGCUGAAGAUUCCCCAGAAAUUCUGCCUUAUUCUCACGAGAGACAAGUGGAAAAAAUUGUAGUUCCACUUGGGGAAGAACUGGUAGAAAUUCAGAACACUUACAUCAGGGUGCUGGAAGCGUUUGCUGGGCGCCUGAUUAAGGUGGGAGUUUUAUCCAGGAGGGAUAUUCCCAACCUGACCAAGUACCAGAUCAUCCUGGCAAGGGAUCAGUACAGGAAGAACCCCUCUGCACAACAUGCAGGAAUCCAUCAAGGCAUCAUUGAAGGAGACUUUGCCCUUUGUAUCAGUCUGUACCACGGGUACGAGCUGCUGCUGCAGAUGGGAAUCCGCUCCUUGUUCAUCUACCUGGGGGGAAUCAUGGAUGGAUCCAAAGGCUUGUCCCGCACCAGGAGUGAGCUGGGGCGCAGUGAGGACUUCAUGAAACUCUACCUGCAGCUCCAGGACAUGUUCUCAGACACUGCUGUGACUCCUGACAAUGGAAGUGUUUGCAAGAGCACAACAGCGUUGGGAAAGAAAAAGGGAUUUGUCUACAGCCACCCAAAAUUAAAGAAAUUGGAGGAAAUCAUAGUAGAACACUUCAAAUCCUGGAAACAGAGAUGUCCUGCAGGUGAAGCCAAGAGUGAAAGCUCAGCUGGGGACACGAGGGUGAUGAUCUUCUCCUCGUUCCGGGACAGCGUGCAGGAAAUUGCAGAGAUGCUGGCACGGCUCAGCCCGGCCGUGCGUGCCAUGACCUUCGUGGGACACUCCUCAGGGAAGGGCAGCAAAGGCUUCACCCAGAAGGAGCAGCUGGAGGUGGUGAGGAGGUUCCGGGAGGGUGGGUACAACACUCUGGUGUCCACGUGCGUGGGCGAGGAGGGGCUGGACAUCGGCGAGGUGGAUCUGAUCGUGUGCCUGGACGCCCAGCGCAGCCCCGUGCGCCUGGUGCAGCGCAUGGGCCGCACCGGCCGCCGGCGCCGCGGCCGCAUCGUCCUCAUCCUCACCCAGGGCCGGGAGGAGAGGAUGUACAACCAAAGCCAGUGUAACAAAAGGAACAUCAACAAAGCCAUUUCGGGGAACAAAACCCUUCGUUUCUACCAGCACAGCCCACGGAUGGUUCCAGAAGGCAUCAAUCCCAAAGUGCACAAGAUGUUUAUCACUGCUGAAAAACAGGAUCCAAGCACCUCAAGGAUGCUUUCCAAAGAGAGGAGAGGCAGUUCCCUGCAGCACAAAUCUGCUCUCUUUGCCUGUGUCACUGGCCAAAAGCAAUUGAACUCCCAUGAGAGCUGGUCCUUGUCACCUGAGGAGUUUGAAAAAUGGGACAGACACUACAGGAUUAAGGAAAGUGAUGGGAUAAAGGAGCCAGUAUUGCCCCGAGUUCAGUUUGAAACCUUGGAGAACCUGGAAGAAGCAUCAAAGCCCAAGGAGGGGGCAGUUCGGGAGCUCUCCUUGUCCGAGUGGAGAAUUUGGCAGAAUCAACCUCUUCCCACAUCCCUGGUGGAUCACUCGGAUCGUUGUCACCUCUUCAUCAGUGCCAUGCAAAUGAUGGAGCUGAUGAGGCACCAGCAGGGAGACUGCAGCUAUGAGCAGGAGCUCCAGCCUCACCUACGGAUGGAAGAUGUGAAUAUUCCAGGGAACAAAAGGCAUCUCUGCACGGCCAACCCCCUCUGGAAGCAGAGAGCUCGCUGCUCCAGGAAAGACCUGGCAAAAUCAAAGCCAAAACCAUUCCCAGCUGAAUUGGAUGAUAAUGGGAGUGAGUUCUUUAGCACCUUCAAAAUAACCAAAGCCAAGGCUCCCAGAAGAGCUCGUGGAGUCAGUGAGGAAGUGCCUGUGUCAGCUCAGGAUCCUUCAGCCCCUCCCUCAGGAGCAAGGCUUGCUGUGGCUGGACACUCUGACCCGGGCAGUGACGAGGACGAAGGGCUGGAGGUGACAUUUGACCUAAAUGCAUUUAUUGACCUGUGUGACACCAGUGACAGCCCUGAAAGCCCUGCCAGUCCAGCAGCGCAGGAAACCAGCCCUGCAGGGAAAUCCUGUGGGAGGAUCUGUGGGGAUUCAGGGUACGAGACAUCCCCCGUGGCCUCCGACCUGUUUUAUCUCCCCGAAUCCUGCAGGGAUUCCUUCACACUCCUGCCACCGCCCCAGGAGCCCCCGGGGCUGGAACAAGCACUUUCCCGGGUGCAAAGGCUUUUGUCACAGUCCCCUCCCUCUGGGGAUGAUCUGCAGGGUUUGGAGAGCAUGAUGAGGGAUGAAGGAACAAGAUCUCCUUCCCCAAAAGUUCUCCCCAAUGGUCACUCAGAGGCACUGCAGGACAGCGUCUCCCCUGCAUCCCCAAAAACUGAUCCUUCACUGCUGCUCCUGGAAAACCCCAAAGUGACAGUUCCCAGGGAGUCCUGUGCCUCAAGAAGUCCCUGUUUGUCCAAAACUGUGUCAUCUACCAAGGCUGCUGCUGUUGAAGAGGAGCAGCUCUGGAAUGACAGCUUUGAUGGCCUGUUUGACAGCGAGGAAUUCCCUGAAAUCCCAAACAGCGCUCCCAGCACGAGCCACCCGCUGACAAACUGCCCUUCAAAGGAGCCUUUCGUCCCCAAGGACACUGCAGAGGCUGCCCUUGAAGUUCCUGGUGAGGAGCAGAGUCUCUAUUUGUUUGAGGAUGAGGCUGGUGAGGACAUGGGCGAGGGCAGCCCCACGAGCACUGAGCCUCCAGCUGGGACAGGGAGGGAGCCAGGCAGGGAAUCGUCCUGUGUGAGAAUUCCCAGGGAAUCCAUGGGAACACCAGGAGUGCACGAUCUCUACGACUGCUCCCAGGACCUGUUCUCUGUCACCUUCGACCUGGGCUUCUCCAUCGGGGACAGCGGGGACGAAAGCUCGGAGGGGAGCAGGAAUGCUGAUAGCCCCAAAGCGAACGGGGCCCUGGGGAGUGCCCCGGGGGCUGAAUCCACUGAGGGUGCAAAAAUAUCCCUGGGUGAUGGCUCCAGGCUGGAAACCUCUCCAGGAUGGGACUGCAGAAGGCUGGAGAGAGGGGACACGUCCACAGCGUUGUCCUUGCAGAGCAGGGGCAGGAGUGGCAGGGAAGGGAGGGAGGAUGCUCCUGCUGCGGGGUCUGUCCUCAGGUCAGGGGGCAGCAGAACAGGAAUGGAACCCCCUGAACCUUUGCCUUCAGCACUUCCCACCCCUACAAGCAGGAAGGGUGUGAACAUCAAAGCUGUCAGAAGAAUUCCUAUGAAAGUCUUCUCCAAUGCCAGGGAGCAAAUUCCAAAAGUGUCUCCUGUAGAUGUAACCAAAGAAAGCCCAUGGGGGCAGAACUUUGGGAGAUCAGCCAUGGGCUGCCCUUCAGGAAGGACAGAAAACCUGGAAAACACCAAACCCCGUGGAUCCUGUGGGUCUCCUGCUGCAGGACCCAGCAGUGACAGCGAGGAAGAGAUCGUUUUCCAGAGAAAAAACAGGAUAAAAAAGAAUGUUUUGAAGUCUCCUGAUGGGAUGGAUGAGAGUGACCUGGAGUCUCCAGCUCGAGUCCCCAGGAAACGCCGGCGCCCUCUCAGCGUGUCAGACACAUCCAGUGAGGACAGUGGGGACUUCCAGAGGGACAGGAGCAGCUCCAGAGCCAGGGCCAGGCCCCAGGCAGGAGGAGCCAAGCGGCAGCGCCUCAGGAGUGCUGGCACAGCCAAGGCUGCAGGCAGGCAGUUCCUGGACGAGGAGGCCGAGCUGUCCCAGCUGGAUGCUGAGGGGAUCUCGUCAGAUGAGAGCGACAGCGCCGGGGAGGAGCUGAGCCCAUCCCUGGCCCAGUUCCUCAAUGAUGAGGGGGAGCCCACAGAGGCCCUCAAUGACACUGAGAUGAGGGGAGUUUACCUGAGCUCCGUGCGCAGCCCCGCCCUGGGCAGCAGAUACAGAAUGGUCCAUCGGGAAUUCAACCCCUCGGCCAUUUUCUCCCAGAUUCCUGAACAAGAUUCAGCUUAUGCUGAGGACAGUUUCUGUGUGGGAGAUGAGGAGGAGGAGGAGGCUCAGAGCGGCUGCAGUGAGGAGGAAGAGUGUGUGAAUUUGGAUCUGCUCAUGGAGGGUCCCAGCAGCAGGAGCCGGUACCUGACCCGGCGCAGGAGGAGGCUGGAGCAGGCCAGGCUGGGAGGGAACGCUCCUGCCCCGGGGCAGAGGAGGAAACCAUCCCGAAUUGUUGUCCUGAGUGACUCCAGCGAGGAGGAGCCAGGAGCCAGCAGGGAGAAGCCCCUGGCAGCGGGGCAGGGAAAGGGGCAGCUCCCCAAGGCCCUGCCCUCAGCCCCCUCUGCACAGCCAAGGAGCAGGGCUGGGGGAACCACAGCUCCUCAGGCUGGGGGGCAGGACACACAGAGGCUGCUGGGCUUGGAAACUUCAGAGUCUGGGGUGCUGGAUGUUCCCCAGGAGCAUCCAGGCAGGAGCACAUCCAUCCCCCCAGCUGGAUCUGGCUGCAGGAGCAUGGAUCUGCAGGCUGCUGGUCAGAUGUUCAGCUCUUUGAAGAAGACCCACGGGAGCAGCUCAGGCUCAGACCAUCCUGCAGUCCCAAACCCUUCCUCAGCCCAGGCUGGGAAUUCCCGAGUUCCUGGGGAGCAGAGCCCUUCCCUGGCUGGGAAUUCCCGAAGCCCUUCCCUGGCUGGGAAUUCCCGAGUUCCUGGGGAGCAGAGCCCUUCCCUGUGCAUCCUGGCGGACAGCCGGGAGAUCAGCUCGGGGCUGGAGGUGAUCUCGUGCCUGCGGGCCGUGCACGGGCUCCGGGUGCAGGUUUGCUCCCUGGGCUCCAGCGAUUACAUCGUCAGCAACCGCCUGGGUGUGGACAGGCUGCUCCAGUCCGAGCUGCAGAGCCCCGGGAACAGGAAUAAACUCAGCCAGAGGCUGCAGCGCCUGCAGGGCAUCUUCGAGAGGAUCUGUGUGAUUGUGGAGACAGACAGGGUCAGGUCAGGAGAAAUAUCCCGGCUUUCCCAGAGGACUCAGUACUAUGAUGGAGUGCUCUCAGCCUUGGUCCAGGCUGGAAUAAAGAUCCUCUUCAGCUCCUGCCAGGAGGAAACUGCAGCUUUGCUGAAGGACCUGGCUCUGCUGGAGCACAGGAAGGACGCUGCCAUCCAGGUGCCCACGGAGCCAGAGGGGCACCGGCAGCACAUCCUCAACUUCUACCUGAGCAUUCCCAACCUCAGCUACGGAGCUGCCCUCAACCUCUGCCACUCCUUCGGCUCCAUCGCAGCCGUGGCCAACAGCUCGGUGCCGGCGCUGGCGGCGGGGGCGCGGCUGAGCCGACCCCAGGCCGAGGAGCUCCAUCGGUUCCUGCGCCACGACUUCGACCUCCAGCUGCUGCCUCAGCCGCUGCCCGCCAAGGGCAAGAGCUGAGCUCGGCACUGCGGGCCCUG